AUGCUGCUGCUGUUCUGGGGGUCACUACUAUGCUGGGGACUGCUGCCUCAGGCUCAAGGGCGGGCCCAGCACCAGCUCUAUCUGAUGAUCAGCAAGAAGCAGUUUGAAGCAGACAUUUCAGACCUGUUUGAACACCGUGUACUGGAACGCCUGACCAACAUCCCACUGGCGGGGACUGGGGACAACAGUGUCGCCAUAUUGGACGACCUACCUCUCGUGAAAAAACGUUUGUCCAAAGAGAAAAAUGGACUUUUCUUGUCACUGGGGAGCCUGAUGUCAAAGGAGAGCCUUCUUGGUGAGGUGCUGCAGACUUCAGGGCUGGUCAUUGAAGAUUCCAAAGGACUGGAGGUCAGUGUGGAGCUCCUGACAGACACUGUGAUACAAGUCACCCUGCGAAACAAAUUAUACAUCAAGCUCCCCAAGGUCUUGCGACUGGAAGUCAUCAAGAAUAUCCGCAUCGGAGCUCGGUUGGAUCAGAAGGGGAAUAAGACCAAGGUGGUCUUUGAGGAGUGCCACACGCCCCCUGGAUACCUGAGCAUCAAGGUUUUGGAGGAGCUGAACCCUCUCCUGGCCAACAAGGCUCUGCUGUUGGUGACAAGUCUCCUGGAUGAGGCACUGCCUUUCCUGCUACAGAAAAUAGUGUGCCCCGAGGCUGAGAUCCUCUUAAACCUGCUGCUAGAGGACCUGUUGCACCUCACUCUGCCCCCCAUGUACAAGGGCCCAGAGAACUUCCAGUACCAUGUGACCACCACAGAGUUCACUGAGGAUGCCAUCCUGAUGCAUGUCUUGCUCAUUACACCCUGUGGCUCAGGUCAGAGACCCCCUAAACACCAGGACAGCAAGCCCCUUCCAAAAUUAGAUCAGGACAGCAUAGCAGACUUGAUCUUUCAGCUGGAAACCUACAACGACAUCCUGUUCUGCCUCUAUACCAGCAAGGAGAUCUACGUGGAUCCCCAGGACUCCACUUUCACUGAGCUCACACAGAUGCUGCUGCAGAGAGAUACGGAGGUCGGGCCUCAGGUUACUGAGCCCUCCAGCGAGGCCAUAAAGCUGGUCCUCAGAUCCCCUCAGCCUCCCAGGGUGCACCUUGAUGGUCAGACAGCCACCGUCACACAGUCAGGCUCACUGGUGCUGAUCUUACCUAGCAACAAUUCCGAUGUCACCAUUCUCUGGAAUCUCUCAGCAGAGGCUGAAUUUCCCCAAAUUAUCCAUGAGAAGUUAAUACUCCAGAUGAAUCCAGAAAGUGCCAGUCUCACCCUGGUCCACUACCCCCCUGAUCUCUUGGAGAAGAAGAAGAAACUGGUUGCCACUGUCUUGGAAAUUCUGAAGAGGGUUUUCAUGCCUUAUUUCAACGAACUGCUCAAAACACAAGGCCUCCCAAUGCCCAACAUUAAAGGCUUGUCCUUCGGCGAGGCCCAGAGGAAGUUUUCCCAGCCAUCGCUGGCUGGUAGCUCACCGGCUGAUUCUCCUCAAGGCUGCCUGGCAUUGUUGCAGCUCACUUACCGCCCUGUUCGAACAGCGCCACCUGGAGCUGGGCGGGACACAGUGCACCUCCUUCACCGCCACAACCUGUCCUGCAGAAGCUUCCUUUCUGGUGGAGAAGUCAAAUACAGGAAGGAGUCCAGGGAUUCCAGAUUACCUAAUGAUGACUGUUCCAGAGAUGUAGCCUCCAAGGCUGUGCCUCCCCCAGCCCAUAAACAGCUGCCAGAACUGUGUGAAUCCAUCUGCUUCUUGUUGUGUCUGAUGAAAUAUGAGAAUAAGGAUGAGGAUCUUUUUAUGCAGUGGCCUAUAAAAUGGGACAAAGCCUUCCCUCCAAUAGUUCCCAGCCAGACAGGAGCAGGGAAGACUUCACCUUUCACACCAAACUCUCACCAGAGGGCAAGGUUCUGCUCAGACCCAGACCCAGCUUUGUACCAGGUAUUCCUGGCAGGGCUCCUGACAGAUGCAUCCCUUGAGACAAAAAAUCCAAGUCUCACAGAUGAGACUGACUGGGCUGAACAGAAAAAGCCAUGGCAAUGGGUGGAAAUUUGGACCCUUGAAAUGAUUUGGGGGCUGGAAUCACCAAGUAGUGACAUUGCCACCAGGAUGCUGACCCUCGGGGCCACGGUCCUCACCCUGGCCUUCCUGGCAGGAGUGAUAGAGCCACAAUCAGUGCUUAACAAUCUUCCUGUCAACCAACCUCCAGUAGAUACCGUUGUAGCUGCUCUCGAUCCGCCCCACAAUGUUCCUGUUACAAAGCCUUCCAGCCCAACAGGGCAGCCUCCCAAAGGGCAUCCUGCUGGGAGUGCAAGAGGCAAAUGUCCUGUCAUGGCCUCCUACUUGUUGUCAGCUGAAAAGUUACAAGAAUGGCAUCUAGGAGAGUGGGAAAGGAGCAGUCAGCCAGCACAGAUGCAGACAGGCCCACAGAGCUCGAUGAAAGGCUUCAGCAGCCACGACCUGGAUCUCCGAGAAUAUCAGGAUGGGGGCACAGAACUCCCACCUUCCUUUGAACUCACCUUGGCAUGCACAGCCUACAGUGCUGAUUAG
Messenger RNA from Suncus etruscus (white-toothed pygmy shrew), 2526 nucleotides. RefSeq lists its product as uncharacterized. Gene Ontology annotation, molecular function: lipid binding. The transcript has 22 exons. Lineage: Eukaryota; Metazoa; Chordata; Mammalia; Eulipotyphla; Soricidae. Bases 1 to 2526 code for a protein of 841 amino acids. The record is from RefSeq and is a predicted model, not a curated record.